This is a messenger RNA of Penicillium subrubescens, 1233 nucleotides long. RefSeq names its product zinc-dependent alcohol dehydrogenase. NCBI's taxonomy places the organism in Eukaryota, Fungi, Ascomycota, Eurotiomycetes, Eurotiales, Aspergillaceae. The record is from RefSeq and is a predicted model, not a curated record. Gene Ontology annotation, molecular function: zinc ion binding; oxidoreductase activity. The annotation marks the transcript as partial. The transcript has 3 exons.
AAAAAGCUACACAGCUUUCAAACUUCAUUAUAUUCAAUCAAUAUGUCUAUUCCCGAGAUGCAAUGGGCUCAGGUGGCCGAAAAGAUCGGAGGGCCCCUGGUUUACAAGCAGAUUCCAGUUCCCAAGCCUGGCCCAGACGAGAUUUUGGUCAAGAUUCGUUACUCUGGUGUUUGUCACACAGACUUGCAUGCUAUGAUGGGCCACUGGCCGAUUCCGGUCAAGAUGCCCCUUGUUGGAGGACACGAAGGUGCUGGAGUGGUUGUGGACAAGGGAUCAUUGGUCAAUGAAUUCCAGAUUGGUGACCAUGCUGGAAUCAAGUGGCUCAAUGGGUCUUGUACCGAGUGUGAAUUCUGCAGGCAAUCCGACGACCCCCUGUGUGCCCAGGCAAAGCUUUCUGGGUAUACUGUAGAUGGCACUUUCCAGCAGUAUGCAGUCGGGAAGGCGACGCAUGCCUCCAAGAUUCCUAAGGAUGUCCCUCUUGAUGCUAUUGCUCCGGUCCUGUGCGCUGGAAUUACUGUCUAUAAGGGAUUGAAGGAAUCUGGAGUUCGACCUGGCCAGACAGUCGCUAUCGUCGGGGCUGGAGGUGGCCUCGGAUCUCUUGCUCAGCAGUACGCAAAGGCCAUGGGAGUACGCGUUAUCGCCGUUGAUGGGGGUGAUGAGAAGAGAGCUAUGUGCGAGAAAUUGGGCGCUGAGGCUUAUGUUGACUUCCUGAAGUCCAAGGAUCUAGUGGCAGACGUCAAAGCGGCCACUCCUGAAGGCCUUGGAGCUCAUGCUGUCAUCUUGCUUGCAGUCUCAGAGAAGCCAUUCCAACAGGCUACCGAAUAUGUUCGUUCUCGGGGAACAAUCAUCGCUAUUGGCUUGCCCCCAGACGCAUUUUUGAAGGCCCCUGUCCUCAAUACGGUGCUGCGGAUGAUCAGCAUUAAGGGUAGCUACGUUGGAAACCGACAGGACAGUGUGGAAGCCAUCGACUUUUUUGCUCGGGGUCUGAUCAAGGCCCCGUUUAAGCUGGCCCCGCUGAAGGAUCUUCCUGAGAUCUUUGAAUUGAUGGAGAAAGGAAAGAUUGCAGGCCGCUAUGUGCUCGAAAUGCCGGAGUAGGGUAAGGAGUGGAUCAGGAUGAAGAUGGCCUGGAUUAUAGCUAGGAGUUGAGAUGAGACAAAUUGUCGGUUUUGGAGUCGAGACUUGACGUGGAAUACGGAAGGUUAUUUGAUCGUGAACAGGGUGCGAGAUUGUCUG